AUGCCCGCCAUCGCUGAUCAUAAGGUCGUUGUUAUCACAGGCGCCAACAAGGGCCUAGGCUACCAAGCUGUGAAGACACUUCUCGGUUCCGACAAGAAAUACCACAUUUUCCUGGGGAGCCGCGACUUCGCCAAGGGACAAAAGGCUGCAGACACGGCACGCAAGGAGGUUUCCUCCCACAGCACCGUCGAGCCUCUGCAGCUCGAUGUCGAGAGCGAUGAGUCCAUCCAAAAGGCAUAUGAGACUGUCGAUAGCAAGUGCGGCAGAGUCGAUGUACUUAUUAACAACGCUGGCGUUAUGCUCGACCAGCAGAUCGAGCGCGGCAACAUGACUGCGCGAGAGGCUUACAACAAGUCAUGGGCCAUCAACGUCACUGGGCCUCACAUCAUUACGACGACUUUCCUGCCGCUGUUGCUGAGGUCUUCUGAUCCCAGACUCAUCUUCAACACCAGCGGCGUGUCGUCAUUGGCCAACGCUGCGGACUCGUCCCAUUUCACCUACAAGGUUCCCCCUGCUGGUGCGCCCAAGCCGGUUGGCACCAUCUCUUACAGAGCUGCGAAGGCUGGCUUGAACAUGGUUAUGCUUGAGUGGGCGAGGAUGUUGACGAACGACGGGGUAAAGGUCUGGUGUGUUGCCCCCGGCUUCUUUGCAACGGACAUCGGAGAGGGUGACCCGGAGGCGAUGAGGAAGAUGGGUGCUGGCGAUCCCGCGGGUGGCGGCAAGGCGCUCGUUGAUGUUGUCGAGGGCAAGAGGGACGCGGAUGUUGGCAAGGUCUGCAACAUGGCGGUGUACGGUACACCUGUGCAGGCAUGGUAG
Messenger RNA from Colletotrichum graminicola M1.001, 816 nucleotides. RefSeq names its product short chain dehydrogenase. Lineage: Eukaryota; Fungi; Ascomycota; Sordariomycetes; Glomerellales; Glomerellaceae. Bases 1 to 816 code for a protein of 271 amino acids. The record is from RefSeq and is a predicted model, not a curated record. The transcript has 2 exons.